AUGGCGCUGGUGGCAGCGGCGCCGGCGCCAACGCCCGCGCCGGCGCCGGAAGACGAGCCGUGCGGUUGGGGUCCUCUGCAGCCAAGCUGCCUGCAGCCAUUGCGCACACCACCGUUGGCUCUGGCCGCCUUCUGCUCGGCCUCGUUCAUCCAGGGACUGACGGUGAACGGCUACGUGAACGUCGUGCUGCCCACGCUCGAGAAGCGCUUCCAACUGCGCAGCGUCCAGGCGGGCACCAUCGUGAGCAUGUACAACGUCGGCUCGCUCCUCUGCUCGACGCCGGUGGCGUACUUCGGCGGCUCGAGCCACAAGCCGCGCAUCAUCGCCAUCGGCACGCUCGUCAUGGCCAGCGGCUCGAUGCUCUUCUCGCUGCCCCACUUCUUGGCGCCCAGCUACCACUCGCGCCCCGACGUGCGGGACACGUGUCCCAACCUGCUCACUGCGCACGCCCUGUGUAGGCAAAACGAAGAGGCUGGCCUGGCGAACUACCGCUACCUGUUCAUGCUGGGGAACUUCUUGCACGGCUGCGGCGCCUCACCCUUCUACACGUUGGGCGUCGCCUACAUUGACGACAGCGUGCCCACCAAGACGUCGCCCGUCUAUUUGGGCAUCUACUUCGCGAUGGCCAUCCUGGGUCCCGCCGUGGGCUUCAUCUCGGGCGGCUACUUUCUCUCGCUCUACACGGACGUCCAGAAGGCCUCGAGCGAGAUAAAGCUCAACCGUUUCAGCAAAGUGUGGGUCGGCGCGUGGUGGAUAGGCUUCGUCAUCGCCGCCUGCCUUGGCGCACUCGUCGCCAUCCCGAUCUUCGCAUUCCCCAAGGAGCUGCCUGGGUCACAAGAAAUUCGAGCUUCGAAAAGGCCGGAAAUGGACGAGUUCGCAGCGACGAAAUUACGCGUGGAAAAACCCACCAAGUUCAUCCCCAUGGUCUCGUUGCUGCUCACGAAUCGCACGUACGUUCUCCUCACCAUUGCCGGAACGAUUGAAACCUUGAUGGCGUCUGGAAUCUCUGCUUUCAUCACCAAGAUCCUGGAGUCCCAGUUUGGCUUGACGUCGUCCGCAUCGGCAACACUUCUAGGCUUAAUCGCCAUGCCGAGUGCUUGCGGAGGCACCCUCCUGGGCGGCUACCUCAUAGACAAGCUAGACUUGGUGUGUGCCAACAUCAUCCGUAUGUGCGUCCUUGCCAGCAUGUUCACAUGGAUGCUGAUGGGCUUCGUCCUGUUUCACUGCCCGAACGCCCCCUACGCCGGCGCGACCUUCACUGGAGGAUACAACUUCAACCCGAACGCGACAUGCAACGCUCAGUGUAAGUGCUCCGAACUGCUGUACAGUCCUAUCUGUGGAGUGGACAACGUGACCUACUUCUCACCUUGCUUCGCUGGCUGUCGACAGGAGAUGAUCGCGGCAGGCACAGUGCUCUACACGGAUUGCGAGUGCAUCCACUCGAAGGAGCAGCGGACCGGGAUGCAAGCGCCGGUACAGGCUGAGCUGAAGCGCUGUCAGACCGCGUGCGACCGGCUGCCCAUUUUUUCCGUCGGUCUGUUCCUGGUGCUGUUCGGCACAUUCCUCAACAGCGCACCUGGCUUGAGCGCCAGCAUUCGGGUAGUCGGCGACACUGCCAAGCCUCUCGCCCUCGGCUUGCAGUGGGUCUCGGUGCGCCUCUUCGGCACCAUCAUGGCGCCCAUCCUCUUCGGCAUGAUCAUCGACCGCAGCUGUCUGACGUGGCAGCACCUGUGCGGCGAGCAGCGCGGCGCAUGCAUCAUCUACGAGAACAGCAGCAUGAGCUACAACCUGUUCGGUGUGCUCAUCUUCGUCAAGACGCUUUCGGUGUUGUUCUUUUUCACCGCCUGGAUCACGUACCAUCCGGCUAGCUCUUUCGAGAACCGCUAA
Rhipicephalus sanguineus (brown dog tick) is the source of this 1887-nucleotide messenger RNA. Its product is annotated as solute carrier organic anion transporter family member 4A1. The transcript is spliced from 6 exons. Gene Ontology annotation, cellular component: membrane. The record is from RefSeq and is a predicted model, not a curated record. Gene Ontology annotation, biological process: transmembrane transport; sodium-independent organic anion transport. Gene Ontology annotation, molecular function: protein binding. NCBI's taxonomy places the organism in Eukaryota, Metazoa, Arthropoda, Arachnida, Ixodida, Ixodidae. Bases 1 to 1887 code for a protein of 628 amino acids.